Messenger RNA from Eucalyptus grandis, 2073 nucleotides. Its product is annotated as sodium/calcium exchanger NCL2. The coding region runs from base 203 to 1933 and encodes 576 amino acids. The record is from RefSeq and is a predicted model, not a curated record. Lineage: Eukaryota; Viridiplantae; Streptophyta; Magnoliopsida; Myrtales; Myrtaceae. Gene Ontology annotation, cellular component: membrane. Gene Ontology annotation, biological process: intracellular calcium ion homeostasis; calcium ion transmembrane transport. The transcript has 7 exons. Gene Ontology annotation, molecular function: calcium:proton antiporter activity; calcium ion binding.
GUUUUAUCCUUGGAAGGUUGACUUCAACCACUCCACAUGCUGGUUCUUUGAUUGUAUAAGAUGAACUCUUGAAGUCUUUUGUUUAAUCCUCUCCAUCUAGAAGACCAAGUUGAAGAUUGACAAAAUGACAAACUUGUAAGUCCGAUAUAAGAUCCAAAUCCUCGUAUUAAUCAAGCUAGUGAACAAGGCUUCGUCCCCAGGAAUGGCGAAGAUGAAAGUGCUUCAGUUUUUGCUUCCAGUCGUCUUGCUUUUGCUCGUCUGCCACGUUCAGGCUCGUAAGAUCGAGGAAAACUUGGCCUCUGAUAUUAUCUUUGGCGCAGUUCAAUAUGUAAAGCAGUCGGUGCUGUUCUUGAGCCAUUUGGUUUCAUCGGAUGACUGCGAUCAGACAUAUGGGUUCUUGCCGUGCACCACCACUGUAUGGGGGAAUGUCUUCCUGAUUCUGGCGUAUGGUUACCUGAUGUUCCUAGCGGCAAAGCUGUUGUCCGAUGGAAGUGAGAUUUUGCUGCAAAUUCUUGGUCCUGGCAUUAUUGGGGGUCUCUUUCUGCCAGUACUUAGCUCACUUCCUGAUGCUACAAUUAUCCUUGCAUCUGGCGUCUCUGGGAGCACAGAAGAUGCUCAAAGCCAGGUCUCUGUCGGGAUGGGCUUGCUCGCUGGAUCGACAGUAAUGCUCCUGACCGUUCUAUGGGGCACUUGCAUUAUCGUCGGAAAAUGCGAUAUCGAGAACUCAACUACCAUGGAUCAAAAGGAUACAAAGAAAUUCAGCUUAGCUGGAUCUGGGGUGAGCACUGACAUCUGGACAAGCUAUGCAGCAAGAAUCAUGAUGAUCUCUAUAAUUCCAUUCAUAAUAGUCCAACUACCAGAAAUUUUUGGAGCAAGCUCGCUAAGCCGAGCCGCAGUUCUGGUUUCUUUCAUUGUUUCCAUAUGUUUGUUGCUGUCUUACUGCCUCUACCAGAUUUUCCAGCCAAGAAUCCAGAAAAGAAGAAUUGCAUAUGCAAUGCAUAAGCGCAUAAUAUCAGGACUCCUACAGCAAUUGAAAGCUCGUACACUUGGAAAGCUAGUUACCGAUGAAGGCAAACCCAAUACGGUUGUGAUAGAAAAGUUAUUUGAGACACUUGAUGUGGACUCUAAUGGAAACCUAUCCCCAGCAGAGCUACGAGCCCUCAUUAUUGGAAUCCAUUUUGAAGAGGUAGACAUAAACAUGGAUGACGCAGUCCAUAAAGUGAUAGAGGAUUUCGACACUUCUCGGGAUUCAAAACUCGAUUCUGCUGAGUUCAUUGAAGGAAUCUCUAAAUGGCUCAGAAGGGCUAGACGCACUGCAGCAGGAGCACAUGUGCAAGAUGAUAUAUCCCUGACAACAAGGCUUCUGGACAGUUUCGACGAGCGGACAGAGCAACAGCUUGAUCAGUUGGUAGACCAGGAAGAUGAGCUGGAGGUGGAUGAUGUGAAAAACGUGAAGUGGAAUACUGCCAAAGCAAUAUUAAUGCUGCUUCUCGGAACAGCUAUUGCCGCCAUCACUGCAGAUCCCCUUGUGGACGCAGUCGACAACUUUUCAACCGCCACAAGUAUUCCUUCCUUCUUUGUGUCCUUUGUGAUCCUUCCGUUCGCUUGCUCCAGCGAGGUUGUCUCGUGCCUUAUGUUUUCCAGCCGAAAGAAAAAGAGAACCACGUCCUUAACGUACUCAGAGAUAUAUGGAUCAGUGACCAUGGGAAAUGUCCUGUCCUUGGCGGUGUUCUUAGGCUUAGUUUACGUGCGGCAACUGACAUGGGACUUCUUCUCGGAAGUAUUGGUGACGGUGAUUGUAUGCCUUGUGAUGGGCGCAAUUGCCAGUUUCCGCACUACCUUUCCGCUUUGGAUGAGUUUCUUGGCCUUAGCGCUUUACCCCCUCUCCUUGUUACUGGUGUACGUUCUAGACUAUGUUCUUGGAUUAUCAUAGGUUUGUUGACCCUGCAAUUUACUUUGUAAGAAAACUGAGGCUUUAUUGAAGCUCACGGCUUAUUUGUAUUUGGUUUGUCAACACUGAGGCUUGUCAUUCAGAUCGAUUUUUCCAGUCUUAUGAUAAUGCUUAACUCUGAA